CCAGUGCCCCCUCGAGUGAGAGCGCGAUUUUGCAUAGGCGGACUAAUUCGCGCUGUGUGUGUGUGCUACGGCUGUUCCUUGUCACUCAUUCUGUGAGCAGCCUGCGAGCGACCUCAGAAAGCAGCCGAGGAACACUUAAAAAAAAUAUAUUCAAAUACAUAAAACUAUAUUAGGGAGAAAAUACUGAAUUUGAAGAAGAAGUCGCUGACCCAACGCACUCCCCGCGUUCUCUUCUAGGAGCAUACCUUUGUAAGAAAUUGCAAUGCUUCAAACCGGGGAUAUCAUCUGGGCAUUGCUUUUCAUUGGCACUGCAGCCACUCUGCAAGUGAACAUCAUACCCGCCCAAGGCGAGAUCAGCGUGGGAGAGUCCAAGUUCUUUCUGUGUGAAGCUAUCGGUGAUGUGAAGGAAAUCGACUGGUUCUCCCCGAGUGGCGAAAAGAUCCUGCCGAACAGACAAGACAUCAGUGUCACCCGAAAUGAUGACUCCUCAACGCUCACCAUCUACAAGGCCAAUAUCGACAAUGCCGGCAUUUACAAAUGUGUGGCCAAGGAUGGCAACAUGGAAACUCAGGCCACGGUGACCGUGAAGAUCUAUCAAAAGCUCACGUUCGAGAGUGCCCCCUCCCCUCAGGAGUUCAAUGAAGGUGAAACCGCCAACAUUGUCUGCGAUGUAGUCAGCUCGCCUCCCCCCACGAUCAUCUGGAAACGCGGAAGUGGCAAAAUUCAGAUGGACAAAGAUGUACGGUUCAAGGUCCUGGACGGCAACCACCUGCAGAUUCGAGGUAUCAAGAAGACAGACGAGGACGAUUACGUCUGCGAGGGCCGUAUCAUGGCCAGGGGGGAGAUCGACUUCAAGAUCAUCAAGGUCGUCGUCAACGUUCUCCCGACGAUCCGGACCAGGCAGGCGGAGGUCAACGCCACGGCGGACGUCGGGCAGUCCAUAAUGCUGGCAUGUGAUGCGGAUGGCUACCCGGAACCGACGGUGACAUGGGCCCGCAACAACAUUGUCCUCGAGUCAGGCGAUAAGUACAGCAUCAACGACGAUGGCUCCGAGUUGCUAAUAAAGCACGUGAGGAAGGUGGAUGAAGGGGAUUACGCAUGCAUCGCCAAGAACAAGGCAGGCGUGAAGACUGAGGAAGUCAGCCUGAAUGUGUUUGUGCAACCCAAAAUCACGUACUUGAAGAACCAGACGGCUUCUGAGCUAGAGGAGCAGAUCACGCUGACCUGUGAGGCUUCGGGGGACCCCACUCCUAGCAUCGUCUGGAGCUUCGGCCGGCGCGUCUUCAACGAGGGAGAGCAGGCUUCCUGGACUCGACCCGAGACCCACAAGGUAUGGCUACUACUUACGCUGUGUGUUGGGAUUAGAACAGGGCAAGCCGGUGUGGCUGGGGAACCCGGCCAACAUCAGCUUCUGGAUGACAAUGUGGAGGUGCGCAGCCAUGCCCGUGUCUCCUCCCUCACCCUGAAGUAUGUCCAGUUCACUGAUGCUGGCCAGUACCUCUGCACGGCACGCAACCCCAUUGGGCAGGAUGCCCAGGCCAUGUACCUGGAAGUACGCUAUGCACCUAAGGUCCAAGGCAAGGUGACGGUGUACACCUGGGAGGGGAACCCGGCCAACAUCAGCUGCGAGGUGCUGGCCCACCCGGAAGCUUCUGUGACCUGGUUCCGUGACAGCCAGCAGCUGCCCGGCCCCAACACCACCAACAUCAAGAUCUUCAACACGCCUGAGGCGAGCCACCUGGAGGUCACCCCCGACUCACAGACAGAUUUUGGCAGCUACAACUGUACGGCUACCAAUGCGGUCGGCACAGAAUCCAAGGAGUUCCUCCUCAUUCAGGCAGAGGUGCCCUCCGCCCCGUUCAUCGAGCAGGUAGUGCCCUACUCCAGCACGGCCGUGGUGCACUUCGACGAGCCCGACGCCACUGGCGGAGUUCCCGUGCUCAAGUACAGGGUGGAGUGGCGUCUUCUGAACCAGGGAAACUGGACCAGCCGGAAAUACACCUCCGAUGACGGUAUAAACACGAUCACCAUCACGGGUUUGAAACCGGUGACCAGUUACGAGGUGAAGAUGUCAGCCAUCAAUGGCAAAGGUGAAGGAGAGAGCAGCGCACCCAAAGAUUUUAGGACAGAGCCAGUCCGCUAUUCUUUUACAAUGACCUCCAAAAAUCCAUUGGAAAGAAGACAUGUUUUUAUUUUGGCCAACGUUGACGGCAAGGCUAGGAACUUUACACGGAGAAUUAGGAAUAUCAACUGGAGGAGCCAGUUUGGGCUUCCUAGAGCAGUUGUUGGUGACGAUGGAGGGGAAGGGAUACCUGAAGAUGAGAACGAGAGCAGCAUGACAAGCUCCUUGGGGGAAAUGGGGACAGUAGACAAUACCGUGGAAAGAGGGUCACACAAUAUCACCAACAAGGACUUUCCCAGCCACGUCUCCAAAGUCUCUUCAGAGCUCCCCAAGGAUUCCAUGGAGCAAACCCAAGGACAAUUGCCUGAGACUACUGCCCCAGAGUUCCAAAGUAAUACUACAGUGCUUGUGCCAUCAGUCACAUUGGUGAGUGACCCAAAGGAGAGCAAAAUAUUUACACAGCUAAUGGCUGAGGUCUCAGCCCCAGUAAGUGAUGGUGCCUGGAACGUCACCAUAGUUCAAACGACAGAUGGAACAGCUGUCACCGAAACUACAGACGAGGGCAUAGCUACGACUGACACUACCGAUGGAUGGAUAACUGCAACCAAAACAACAGACUGGGACAUGGACACAACUGAAACCACAGACGUUUAUAUAGACGUGACAGAGCCUACGCUUUGGGCCACGGAAACGAUAUUCACAACUGACGUUCCACCAUCAAGGCUCCCCACCAUUAAUAUGGCUCGGGCUGCUCCUGUAGACAUGGCAAGAGACUUCUGGGCGAUUCCAUCAGUGACUCCAGCCCCCAUUUCUCCAAGCACUGCACCUUCUAAAGGAGAGCCAAACCCCCCCAAACUGGAGGGCAAGCUGCAGUCGACGGGCAAUGUUCUCAAGGUCAACUGGAUCAAGCAGGAUGAUGGAGGGUCACCUAUCAAGCACUACCUAGUUAGAUACAAGGCUAAGCACGUGUCCGACUGGAAGCCAGAAAUCCGCCUGCCCAGCAACAGCGAACACGUGGUGCUGAGCGGCCUGGACUGGAACACGGAGUAUGAGGUGCACGUGGUGGCGGAGAACCAGCAGGGCAAGUCCAAGGCCGGCACCUUCAGCUUCCGCACCUUAGCUGAGCCCACGGCCAUUCCAGACCCCAUGAUCAACGGCUCCAGCCUGAGCACAGGUGCCAUCGUGGGCAUCCUCGUCGUCAUCUUCCUGCUGCUGCUGGUGGCUGUAGACAUCACGUGCUACUUCCUCAACAAGUGUGGCCUUCUCAUGUGCAUCGCCGUCAACUUCUGCGGCAAGCCGGGCCCCAGCUCCAAGAACAAGGACAUCGAGGAGGGGAAGGCCGCUUUUACGAAGGACGAGUCAAAGGAGCCCAUCGUGGAGGUGAGGACCGAGGAGGAGCGCACACCCAACCACGAAGGAGGGGGCCAGGUGGAACCCAACGAGACCACUCCCCUGACAGAACCUGAGAAGAUGGUCCCAGCAGACAACAAAAGCAAACCAGAGGAGACAGAUGUUAAGAAAACCCCGUCGGAAGUGAAGACGGACCCUAACGAAGCCGCUCAAACAAACGGGGAUGAGGUCAAAGCAUGAUCGAGCCCAACUGGAACACGUCAGUCACAGCUCUUCAAGACGUCACACCACAACAUUGAAACGAGAUUACAAAUGGUUUCUUUCUUCAGUGUCUUUUAUGAGUUUUCAGAACAAGCAACGACUUUGUAGAUCUGUAGAAUGGAAUAAGAUCUUGUGUACAUGCUUUCCCCCCCCCCCCAAGUUCAUUUUUAUUUUGUUUUGCGUUUUGUUUUGUGUUUUGUUUUCAGCGUACUUUUUAACAUUCAAAGUAAAAAAAAAAACAAGAUCUUGUAUUUAAGUUCUAUCUUGAUUUAUUGGAGGGAAACAAAAUUGAACUUGAAGGGCACUCUUUUGGGGAAAUUGUGUGAGUAAUCUCUCUCAAGUGGAACAACAUCUCCGUCAGUCAGAGUAGAUUACCGAGAGGAAAUGUAGCUUUAUCCGAUAACAACGCCUUUAUGUUGUGCACACACACACUAUUUCUAAUUAUGUCUGUUCUAUUAUGUGCUGUAUCGCCACAGUUAUUUUCACUGCUAAUGAGUUGUUUUAAUGUUCUCUUGUGUUAAAAGAUUAUGUGCAAAAAUAACUGCCUUUUAUGUUAUAUAUUUUUUUAAUCGUCAUUAUUUUGAGGGAUAUAGUAUAGAAUUAGCAUGCUUGCUUGGCCAAAAGAGGUUUCCGUAUUCCAUUUUUUUCUGUUUUUUUUUUCUUUUCAGAUGUUUACACACCUUUAAUCUUUCUUCCCCUUUUUGAACACGGCUUGAUUUAAUGCAAACACGAAAAUACAAGUGAAGGCGCAGCAUUAUGACGCAGUUAAAAGAGUCUGAGUUUGGCAGUCUGGUUGCGGUACCAAAAGACGAAUUCAUACAGGCAGUUGUAGGAAAACCUGCUCCACGCCGAUUGAUUAUCUUGUAUCCCCCCCCCCCUCCCAAAAACCAAGAAAAUUAACCUGUUCCUCAGAAUGGUGUGUGUGGGGAGAGUAGGGACAGUGAUGUGCUAUUGGCCUGCACAAAAGUGAGGAAUGGUGACCCAUUAGCCAAUGGGGAGAGGUGGAUGGGUUCCCCGAGUAUCACCUCCUCCACAGUGCUAUGGUUGAGCACAUCACACAUCAAGGAACAGUCAUCUGAAACCAGUCUCCAGUUGUUUACCAAGCAUGGAGAAACCUCAGAAUGGCUAAGAUGGACCAAAUUUGUUCGCUUUAUGUCCUGAGGUGUUUAACAUGAGUGAUCAAAAGUCAGUAUCUUCGAUUUGACCCCCUCGUCAGAAGUGUGAAUAAGAAGAGCGGUUAGGCAUAGAAAAAAGUAAUGUGCUUAGGAGGAUAUUAACCUGUCUUUAGGCAUAGUGAAGAGCAGAAAUGCCUGAACAAAUUCAUAAUUUAAGCCAUAGUGCUCCGGUGUGGACGUGGAAACACAAAAUGCCCAGUCAGACCUUCUUUUGUACAGGAUGUUUUUCAUUCUUUUAGACUGCAAGCUUGUGCACUGUGAAUGCGUGAAUAUUCUAGUGUGAAUUAAAAAAAAAAAAAUGUGUUCUUUGUCAUAGAAUAAUAAAAAAAAAAAAUCUGCAUAGUUUGGUUGUGAACGGUAUAGCGGAUAGUUCGAGACGAAAUGGGUCUAUGAAAAAUGACAGCGACAGACGAUAAAAAGGGAGAAACGGUGCCUUCAGAGAGAAAAACAAACGUUGAUCCUGGCAUGCGUUCUGCGCCUGUAACAGAGAGGAAGCUUAGAUUGGCUGAAGUCUGGGUUUCUCCUGUCCCCGCCCACUGCCAGGCGCUGUCACUCAGCGCCAAGGCCCACAGAGAUGUCGGUUAGCGCCGUUACUUGUUCAUGAGAUUGAAUCCUGGGAGAAAAAAAAAAAUACGAGAGUAAAUGAGUAAGUAGCAGUUAUGUCACGUGGCUCAAUGUGUUUCUGCAUAUAACAGACUCAGUGGAUGACGGCUGAGGCAUUUUUCUUUAAAGAGCGGGGGUGUGUGCACUGCUUGAAGUACGCCUAUACAUUAUGCAAACAAACAAGCAAAACAAUACAAAAACAGGAGCAUUGUUAAACAGCAGGAUCUGUAGAGGGCAGAGGGAGCAGCUUCAUCCCAGCCUUAAAUUAACAGCCUGCAAAAUUGAACAUGAGGGGUCACUGACUUUGACCCUCAUCGCAUCUGUCCGAUACAUCAGGCGAGACGUGCAGGAAAGUUUCAAGAGAAAUGCAAGUGAUCCAAACUUAAGAAAAUAUAUAAAAACACCAAAAAAAAAAGAAGACAAAUAUUGUGUUAUUAUUU
Paramormyrops kingsleyae is the source of this 5951-nucleotide messenger RNA. The record is from RefSeq and is a predicted model, not a curated record. NCBI's taxonomy places the organism in Eukaryota, Metazoa, Chordata, Actinopteri, Osteoglossiformes, Mormyridae.